Messenger RNA from Cryptomeria japonica (Japanese cedar), 2148 nucleotides. Its product is annotated as laccase-3-like. Lineage: Eukaryota; Viridiplantae; Streptophyta; Pinopsida; Cupressales; Cupressaceae. The record is from RefSeq and is a predicted model, not a curated record. Gene Ontology annotation, molecular function: oxidoreductase activity; copper ion binding. Bases 1 to 1137 code for a protein of 378 amino acids. The transcript has 6 exons.
AUGCCUAUAGUUGGCUCAAAUUUCGUGUCAGUUCUUUACUCCAUGAACUCCAAGCUAGCUGGGAUGAAUCUGAACCAUUCACAUCCCGCAAAUUUAGCUGAUUUAGCAAGUAUUCAGUGCACUCAGCCCUCGACAGUCAGAAAAUAUGGUUUUCUGCCUUUGAUUACUGCAAAAUUUGCUCCUGCAACUUUGCUGACCAGAAAAAGUAGACGGCAUUCGAUUUUCAGAAUGUCGUUAUGUUCAGCGUAUUUUUCGAUGGUGUCCGCAGUUGUGCUCCUUACAUUCCUUGCCUUCUUUGAUGCUUCAGCGAGAGCACACGUUCAUCACUCCACAUUUGUUAUUGAAUCGACACCUAUUACUAGGCUAUGCCAAACGUAUAGCAGAGUCACAGUGAAUGGAGAGUUCCCUGGUCCAACUCUGUAUGUACAUAAUGGCGACAGUGUUAGAGUUAAAACAAUCAACAAAUCCAAGCAUGGAGUGAGACAGAUUCGCACAGCAUGGGCUGAUGGAGCAGGGUAUAUAACUCAAUGCCCGAUUCAAGCAGGAGGAAAAUAUACGUACAAAUUCAGGAUUAUUGCACAGGAGGGAACCUUGUGGUGGCAUGCCCAUGUCUCUUGGCUGCGUGCAACAGUUCACGGAGCAAUAGUUAUCUAUCCAAAGAAAGGAAGCUCUUAUCCGUUUCCUCAACCCUAUUCAGAGUUUCCCAUCGUGCUAGGAGAAUGGUGGAACAAAGAUCUUGAAGUAGUCAAAAGGCUCUCAAUUCAAAUAGGAGGUGCACCUAAUAUAUCCGAUGCCUUUCUCAUCAAUGGUCAGCCGAGAGAUCUCUAUGCUUGCUCCAAAUCAGGAACAACUAAAAUCCCCGUACACCGAGGAAAAACAUACCUUCUACGUAUUGUCAAUGCUACAGUCAAUAAUCACCUCUUUUUCAAGAUUGCAUCACACAAUCUCACAGUGGUAGCAGUAGAUGCUUACUACACAAAACCAUACACAAAAGACAUAAUGCUUAUAACCCCUGGCCAAACUACAAGUGUUCUUCUCACAGCCAAUCAAGCAAUAGCCAAAUAUUACAUUGCUGCCAAUGUAUACACUACCCAAUCUAUUGGAUUCUUUGAUAACCACAACAACUACCAUUCUUAGCUACGUGGGUUCCCAGUCUUCUGCCACCCCACCUCUUCCACAGUUUCCAACAUACAAUGACACUGCAACUGUCACUAAAUUUAAUAAAGGAUUAUGAAGCCUAGCUUCACUAGAUCACCCAAUAGAAGUUCCCCAGAGCAUUGAUGAGAAACUCCUAAUAACCGUAGGACUUGGUUUAUUUCCCUAUCGAACUAAUGUGACCACCAACUGUCAAGGCCCUAAUAAUACCAGAAUAACUGCUAGUAUGAAAAAUGUAUCUUUUGUCCUGCCACAUAUAGCCAUACUUCAAGCUUAUUAUUGUGGUAUUAAUGGUGUCUUUACCAUUGAUUUUCCUUCAAACCCACCAAUUGUGUUUAAUUAUACAAGUGACAAUAUACCCAGAAGUCUUUGGUCACCAAUCACUGGAACAAAAGUUAAAGUGCUAAAUUAUAAUGCUACAAUUCUGGUGGUGUUCCAAGCAACGAAUAUCUUCUAGCCUGAUGACCAUCCAAUGCAUAUUCAUGGUUUUGAUUUUUAUGUUGUGGGAGAGGGCUUUGGUAACUACAAUGCUCGAACAGAUCCUCUCACAUUCAAUUUGAUUGAUCCACCAGAACGGAAUACUAUGGGAGCUCCUGUUAGUGGGUGGACUACUAUCAGAUUCAAAGUUGAUAAUCCAGGUGACAAAACAUAUAGCUUUCAAUUAUUCUCUCAAAAUUUAAUGAUGCAUAUCUUCAAAUUAAAAGCUGAAGAAUAUGUGAAAAAACCAUGUUUUUUUUGUGGGUGUUUGGUUUGUGCACUGUCAUUUUGAUGAUCAUCUAACUUGGGGAUUGAAUAUGGCGUUCGUGGUGAAGAAUGGCCAUGGUCAUUUGGCAAGAUUGGAGCAGCCUCCUUCUGAAUUGCCAAGAUGCUAGCUCUACAAACCAUGUCAUCUCAAUCAGACAGUAGUCGUUAAUUUAAUCACCACGACGCAAUAUUAUUGUAAUGACUAUUAUUUAACUAGUUAUUAAUAAUUGUAUUGGAUAACAAAUUGCA